Molecule: messenger RNA, 2310 nt
Organism: Lytechinus variegatus (green sea urchin)
Lineage: Eukaryota; Metazoa; Echinodermata; Echinoidea; Temnopleuroida; Toxopneustidae
Product: pyroglutamyl-peptidase 1-like
Exons: 5
Coding region: 141-761 (206 amino acids)
Biological process (GO): proteolysis
Cellular component (GO): cytosol
Molecular function (GO): pyroglutamyl-peptidase activity
Source: RefSeq, a predicted model, not a curated record
UUACUAUUUACACAAGAUCGCCGAGACCGUAUACCGAGCUAGCGAGGGGUUAUUUUUUAUAUUUAAUUGGAUGUUUACUCUCAAUUUGGAAUCAUUUACAUAAAAUUGCAAUUUUUUGAAGGAGCAACGAUCUUGUGAAGAUGCGAGAUAAAAAGAAAACCGUCGUUGUCACCGGGUUUGGUCCUUUUGGUGAGCACGAGGUGAAUGCGAGUUGGGUAGCGGUCCAAGAACUGAAAGAAUUGGGUUUGAAUGAGGAUAUAGAGCUUGUAGUAAAGGAGGUACCAGUUGUGUACGACGUUGUCGACAUUACAGUUCCGGCUCUAUGGAAGGAAUACAAUCCUGUAUUAAUGGUUCAUGUUGGAGUUUCUAGUGUUGCCUCAGAAUUAACUUUGGAGCAACAAGGUCACAACAAAGGAUACAACAAACCAGAUGUGACUAGCAAGUGUCCGGAAGCAAAGGAUUUUAACUGCAUCAUUGGUGGGCCAGACUGUAUCUUGAGUCAUAUCAACAUGGCGUUGGUGAGUGAUGAAGUGAACAGGAAGGAGAACUGCCCUGUCAAGGCUGUUGUAUCAUACAACGCUGGAAGAUACCUGUGUGGUUAUUGCUACUACUUAUCCUUACACCAAUCUUCAGACAGCUCUGUCUUUAUACACGUACCCCCACUAAACCAGCCAUACUCUGGUAUUGACCUAGCCAAGGGUCUACGCACAGCCCUUCUCUGUAUGCUGCAACAGAUUGAAGAGAAGAAUACCAAGUCAUGACGCUAUCCAAGGGACGAGCAGUCAUCUACGUUUUAGUUAGUUAGUUCAUUACCGUAGCAAACUUUAUCUUGUGUAGGCCCUCUGAAAUAUCAGCGAUGUGAUUUCCAUGCACAAAUUAGAUUUAUAUUGCUGUAAUGUUUAGCGGCAUUUUGACCCUUUUUUGGUACACAGUUUAUAAUAACACCAAAAUUUAUGUUAUGGUAAGGCGUUACCAUUUUCAUGAUUUCUAGAAAUAUGAAGUUUUUAGAAUUUUUAAAAUGAAACAGGCCAUUAUGAUUCCUGUUUUUCACUUUUUAAUGUAAAAGAUUUAUCAUAAGCUGUGUAUUUAGAAAUCAAUUUUUACCGUACACUUAAUAAGAAAAAGCAUUUUGAGAAUGGCAUAAGAUAUUAAUUCCUUAAAAUUAAGCUCUAUGAUUUAAGAUUUCAUACAUCAAAUUAUUUUUCUGUCAUUUUUAUCAAAAAGUGAAAUCAGCUCUAAUUGACUGAUAACAAGAUUUGUAUUGAAAUUACAAAUGCUAAAUGUUCAAUACUUGCCAAGAUUACGAGUCUUUAAAAAUGAUUGGUAACUGUAAGACUGAACUGAAACUCUUCUAUGCUGUUUAUAACAUUAUGUCGUCGUAUUAAUGGUGUUUUUAAUUGGCAGUAUUUGUACAUGUAGGUAUAGUAGUAAAAAAUCAACUUGUGCAAAAAAUGAAUUAACAUUAGCUAGCUAGAAUACUAGCGUAAAGCUGACAAUUAUUUUUACUCUUCAAAGAGAAAAUACUAGCUGCUAUGACAACAGAUUAAACUUGCUUUUAUGAACUGUAUUUAAUUCUAUAUGAAAUAAUGAACAACGAAUGCUUGCUUUUUAAAGAACUUCUUGAUGCCCAUUUCAUUAGUUUAAUAGUGGAUUAAAUAUUUAUCUCUUCUUUUUUGUCCUUUUUUCUCUCUCUUUCCCUCUCUCUUGUUUACUUGGCCUCUAUCUAUUUCCUCUUGGAAACCUGACUCUUUAUCUAUAGUUCACCGUAUGGUUAUUAUUACUAUGUGACUAUUAAAUCAACAUGUCUUUCUCCUUUGUUUCUUUUACAGUUAUUGGUAGAACUCUCAUUUUCAAUUUCUUGUUCCUCUUUCUUUGUGAAUGUGAUAUCUGCGGCAGAGUUUAAUCUUAACGAUAAACCUGUGAUGUAAAGAUGGACAUACACAUUCGUAAACUUGAACUUUUUUAUAUAAUAAUUGUGUGUGUGUAUGUGUGUGGCGUUCUGUAGGUAAAAUUUUAGGAAUAAUGUAGAUUGGUAUCAACAGUUUUCCUAUCAGCAGGACAAGGCUCUCAAACCUGUUGACUCCUGUAUUAUUGGUGAUGCUGAUGCUCAGCACUUUGAAUCCACAUGUAGGAAUUGUAAUGUAUGUAAAUCUGGAAAUUCAUUAAAGAAAAUGAAUGCUGUGAAACCCACCUACUUUUUAUAUUUAGAAAUUUACACAUGGUUUAUGACUACCAGUUUCAUGUGCUUGACAACCGUAUGAUUUUACAUUUGGGAUGUAAUGAUUAUUGUAUGUAAGUGGUAGAAAACAC